AUGUCCUCCUCCACCUCCAUCCCAGCUGAGCUGAAGAUAACCUUGCAGAGCCAGGUUGACCACUUAAUUGCUAAUUCGGCAGGAAGGUGGCGGGUCAGCAACGAUGGUGCAUCUCUGGAAGCCAAGAUUAGCUUUCCGACGUUCAAAAAAACAUGGCAGUUCAUGGACGCGGUGGCGGCCAAAGCAGUAGCGAGCAAACAUCAUCCGGAGUGGUCGAAUAUAUACAAUCAAGUCUUUAUUCGUUGGACCACUCAUUCUGAUUCGAUCCUUACGGACAAAGACGUUCAUAUGGCUGUUUUUUGCGAGGAAACUGCGCUUGCGUUCGGUGCUACACUAGAGACGACUUCGAGUUCUGGGUUAACAAGACUGAUCGAUCAAAUAACUGGUUCAAGAAAUGUCGCAGAGCACAUAGUGGUGUAA
Molecule: messenger RNA, 420 nt
Organism: Dothidotthia symphoricarpi CBS 119687
Lineage: Eukaryota; Fungi; Ascomycota; Dothideomycetes; Pleosporales; Dothidotthiaceae
Product: transcriptional coactivator/pterin dehydratase
Exons: 3
Coding region: 1-420 (139 amino acids)
Biological process (GO): tetrahydrobiopterin biosynthetic process
Molecular function (GO): 4-alpha-hydroxytetrahydrobiopterin dehydratase activity
Source: RefSeq, a predicted model, not a curated record